UAAAUAAUAUAAUAAUUUUAACAAGUUUAAAUAACAAUAAUUUUAAACUAAAUUUUCAUUUGAAAUUUACAUAUUUAGACUUUUAUUAUAUUAGAAACUUUAAUACUUCACUAUACUUCAUUAAAUAUGAGUCAAAGACCAUCUUCAAGAAAUUUAUGCAUACGAGAACAACCAAUGACUAGAAAAAAAAGUUCGGAAUCUAAUAGAUGUGAACGCAAACAAACAACUAAUUGUAUGGCUAUAGAACCUAUCCAAGAAGAAUGUGCUGAUAAUAUUGAGCCACAAAUAAACGAAGAUGAAAAGUGCCCAUACACGGAUCAAGAACCAAGAUAUGAUCCCAAAGAACUUCGUGAUGCUGUUCGAAUACUUAAUCCAUUUGUUAGACUAAUUAAAGACACUAAUAAUCCAUAUGCUAGAAUAGUAGCUCGAGAAGUAUGCAAAACUUUUUAUCAUUUGUUUCAUCCAAAUAAACAUCCUAUUGACGUUAUGAAAACAAUUAAUUGGAGAGCUAAGACUGUACGAACCCAACAGUUGUGGAAUGAGUUUUGGCUUUACGUCCCCGGGUCGAAAAUUGAAGAAUGGGUAUCAUUACGUGAAUGUAUUAAGAAUAAUAAUCUCAUAGAUUUGAGUAGUUAUUGUAGUCCGUGUCAAACAACUGAAAAUUGCAACUCACAAGUUGAUGAACAACAAUGUCCCAUAAAUAAUGAAAACCGUGUUGAACAGUAUUCAAAACCUCGUAGACAAAAUCGAUGCACUCGAAAAUCUCAGAGAAAUCCUAUAGAACACGUAAAUUUUGGAGAUAUCUGUGGUUCUGAUACUCAUCAAAGUUUAUUUGACAUUAGUCCUCCAGAUAUGAAUUUCGAACACCAAUUUGCUGGUUCUGAUAAUUUGCCAUACACACAUAAUUUUAAAUCAAAAGCUUCAAGAAAAAUUUCUCCAAGUACAGUAGACCAAAAUAAAUAUACAUCUAAAUUGAAUUCAAAACAAUGUUAUGAGAAAAUAUCUGGAACUCAAUGUCAGUUGAAACAACUCGAUGAGUCCACAAGCAAAAAUUGUGAUAUUGGUUUUGAAGAUACUAUGAGAAAAAUAAAACAUUUUACCUCGGAAUGCAAACGUCAACCUGCAGGAAAUGACUUUUAUUUCCCACAUUCUGAACCUGGCUGCAGUGCUGGUCCUACGACUUCUGCGUGUGAGCCUAAUUCUGGGAUUGAUACAACACAGCAUGAGUAUUACAGAAUCACUGCAAACACGCCAUCGCCACCACGAAAUCAACUUCAGCGUAUGCCAAAAAUGCCAGUUGAACCAGAACUUAGAACAAAUGCUCUACAAUGUUCUCUAAUAGACAAUGACGACGAAGAAUGUAGUGAUUCAGAUUCUAUUGAGAGUGUAAAAAAUGUACAGCAGAUAGUAUGUAAAUCAAGUUUAGUGGCCAAUGCAUUUACUAAUUUAUCAUUAGCAAAAAAAGACCUUCAAACGAAAACAGAAGCUUUUAAUAUGUUAACACAACAUUAUUUAAAUUUUGCAUCGAACCCAAUAGAAGUAGAACCUCCGUGUCCGGAUAGUCCAAGUGCCAAGAUGAUCUUGCAAGCUAUUUAUAAAAAUCCACCGAAAAUUAUCAAACCAUUCAAUGAUUGUGAAUGGAACGAUAAUGCUUUUCAUGAUAAGGAUUUUAUUCGUUUACUCCCGUUUUAUGAAAGCGUACAUAAUCAAUUAGAAUAUAUUUCGAAAACACAACGAGAUUAUGGUAUAAAUAUGUUAGAUGACAUUAUGUCCACUUUUUAUCACAUACACUAUGAUUUGGGAGAUCCACGUCUUAAGAACGAUAUGCUUAUAGAACACGUCAAACUUAUUACAAGAAAUACUUGGGAAACAUAUUUUUAUAAAGACAAAAAAAUGCCUGCCAUACCUGAUAAAGAAUCUUAUCGACCAAGACCAACUCCACAACAAUUAUGUCCAGAACAACCUAGUCUAGUACAACAAUCUGACUCAAGACGACCUAGUUCAGCACAAAACUCAUGUCCAAGACAAGUUACUCCUAAGCCACCAAACCAAAGGCCACCGAAUGUUAGACAACCACAAGCACCAAAGCUUAAUGUUAGUAGAAGACCACCUACGACAUGUAACCAAAGAACGGAUGAUAGUUCUCAACAAGGUUGUAAUCCUCCUGCAGAAAAUAAAAGAACUUUUCUACGCAGAAGUCGGCCAAGCGGUGCACCAAAAGGAUGGGCUCCAAAAUUAAAACAAGCAGAUCGCCCGGACACUUUACCGGCUUUCAAAGCGAAACCGUUGCCAAAAUUUGUUCGUGAUAGAUUAAAUAAUCAAGAUGCAGCAUGUUAAAAAUGUUGAAAAUGUUGAAUAGAAAAAUUCAAAUAAAUUUAAUAGUUUUUUUUUUUUGUUAAA
Molecule: messenger RNA, 2400 nt
Organism: Aphis gossypii (cotton aphid)
Lineage: Eukaryota; Metazoa; Arthropoda; Insecta; Hemiptera; Aphididae
Source: RefSeq, a predicted model, not a curated record